AUUACGGACAGCAGCAACGUGUAUUUUAGCGUGUGUGUGUGUGAGAGAGUGUUUUCUCCUUAGUGUUUUCCCAGCUGGCAUUUUCGGUAGCAACGAUCGUUCUACUUCGUAGGUUAGAACCGUCCGCCUGCCAGAGAGCUGAAGAGAGCCACAUCUGUGCCGCUGUGUUUGUGUGUGCGCGCGCGCGUGUGUGUGUAUGUGUGACUUUGUGUGAACAGUGCGGGUGAGAGAGCGCAUUGGCAGCAAAAAUACACACACCCGCGGUCAAAGAGCCCAGCAGAGUUCUCUCUGUGGCCAGUUCAUCUUCAUCAACGUUUCAUCGACGCGCUCCUGCUUCAAUCAGCCAACCACAGUGUGUCGUCCAGCAAACACAGGCGCCGCCAUCGAUCAGUACAUCCAUCGUCCUCUGCCUUCCCGCAACUCAUCGCAUUACUCGUUGAACCUGCCAACAAGUGUUCUCCGGGCGUGUGUUUGUGUGAUACGGCUACUACCUCUACUGCUGCGGCGUGUGUGUGUGUAUCGAUUCUGGCAAUAGUGCGCGCGAGUGUGCACCCCCUUAGUCCAGUGUCUCUGCUGCUGCUCACGUGUGUGCGGUGUGUGACAUCGGCAUUUUGUGUUUUUGCUGCGCGCUUCACUCUAGAUUGAAAUCAUCCUCCGAGCCUCUUAGUGCGCGAGCAGAUAGCUUAACAAAAACCGCAACUGGUGUGUCGCCUUUACUUCUGCGCACAGCAACACCAUCCCGUACGCCGAAAAGAUGGUUGCGAGCAGUAAAAUGAUGAACGUGCGCGUCACGACGAUGGACGCGGAGCUGGAGUUCGCGAUCCAGCAGGGCACCACAGGCAAGCAGCUGUUCGAUCAGGUCGUGAAGACGAUCGGUUUGCGAGAGGUCUGGUUCUUCGGGCUACAGUACACAGACUCCAAGGGCGAUAACACGUGGAUCAAGCUGUACAAAAAGGUGAUGAGCCAAGAUGUGCAAAAGGGUGACCCGCUGCUGUUCAAGUUUCGUGCCAAAUUCUACCCGGAGGACGUGGCCGAGGAGCUGAUCCAGGACAUCACGCUGCGCCUGUUCUACCUGCAGGUGAAGAACGCGAUCCUGUCGGACGAGAUCUACUGCCCGCCGGAAACGUCCGUGCUGCUCGCGUCGUACGCGGUGCAGGCGCGCCACGGCGACUACAACAAGGGCACCCACGUGCCCGGCUUCCUGGCCAAGGAUCGGCUGCUCCCGCAACGGGUCAUCGACCAGCACAAAAUGUCCAAGGACGAGUGGGAAAACUCGAUCACCACCUGGUGGCAGGAGCACCGCGGCCUGCUGCGCGAGGACGCCAUGAUGGAGUACUUGAAGAUCGCGCAGGACCUGGAGAUGUACGGCGUGAACUACUUCGAGAUCCGCAACAAGAAGGGCACGGAGCUGUGGCUCGGCGUCGACGCGCUCGGGCUGAACAUCUACGAGAAGGAGGACCGGCUGACGCCGAAGAUCGGCUUCCCGUGGUCGGAAAUUCGCAACAUCUCGUUCAACGAUCGUAAAUUCAUCAUCAAGCCGAUCGACAAGAAGGCGCCAGAUUUCGUGUUUUUCGCGCCGCGCGUCCGCAUCAACAAGCGCAUCCUGGCGCUGUGCAUGGGCAACCACGAGCUGUACAUGCGCCGCCGCAAGCCGGACACGAUCGACGUGCAGCAGAUGAAGGCGCAGGCCCGGGACGAGAAGAACGCCAAGCAGCAGGAGCGCGAGAAGCUGCAGCUGGCGCUGGCGGCGCGCGAGCGGGCCGAGAAGAAGCAGCAGGAGUACGAGGACCGGCUCCGCUCGAUGCAGGAGGAGAUGGAGCGCAAGCAGGCGAACCUGAGCGAGGCGCAGGACACGAUCCGCCGGCUGCAGGAGCAGCUGAACCAGGUGCAGGCGGCCAAGGAGGAGCUCGAGCAGCGCCAGAACGAGCUGCACGAGAUGAUGCAGCGCCUGGAGGAGACGAAGAACAUGGAGGCGACCGAGCGGGCCAAGCUGGAGGAGGAGAUCCGCGUGAAGCAGCUCGAGAUGCAGAAGAUCCAGGAGGAGGUCACACUCAAGGACUCGGAAACGAAGCGCCUGCACGAGGAGGUCGAGGAAGCGAUACGGAAACAGGUAGCCAAGGGCAGCCGUAACGAGGCCGCUGCUGCGUUGCAGGCUGCCACCACCACCCCGAAGCACCAUCACGUGGAGGAGGAGGAGGAGAACGAGGAGGAGCUGAUCAAUGGGGAGAACGGUACGCAAGACUUCUCCAAAGACUUCGACACGGACGAGCACAUCAAGGAUCCGGUCGAGGAGAGACGCACCCUUGCCGAGCGUAAUGAGCGCCUGCAGGACCAGCUGAAGGCCCUCAAGCAAGACCUCGCACUGUCGCGCGACGACACGAUGGAGACGCCGAACGACAAGAUCCACCGGGAGAACGUGCGCCAGGGACGGGACAAAUACAAGACGCUGCGCGAAAUCCGCAAGGGCAACACCAAGCGCCGCGUGGACCAGUUCGAGAACAUGUAAAAAGCGCCAGAGUAGUGUGCGUGUGUGUGUGAAGGAGAGAAGGAGAGGGAGAGAGAGCGAGAGAGGGAGACAGGAGAAAAAGCAACAAUUACACACAGUACAGACAACCCCACGCGCAGAUUCUCAGAAUAUGAUGUGCCUGCGCUGGCAUAUGUGGUGGCAGUAUAAAUCCCGUACAACCCUUCCCAUCCUCCCGCGCGUGCGUGCGUUCGUGUCCCCUCCAUUUAUGGUGGUGUGGAAGAAGCAGAAGAAGACGAUGAUGAUGAAGGAGGCGCAUGGACAGGCGCGCAACAAUCGAAAACGGACCACGUGUGCACGCGCGCCACGUGCUUUCUGUGUGGAAGGAAAGCGUUGCAUAUACUAAACUAUUACUACCACCAACAAUACCACCACCACCACUACAACAAAUCCCCUUCCCUCCAUCCCCCCCUCCCCCCCUCAACAGCCAAUAUGCUCCCGCGCACAUAUAUAGUAUACAGUAUGACACUAAUGACACUUAUUCCGAAUCCCUUUGUAAUCCUCCGUUUCAUGUGGUGGUGGGGUGUGGUGAUGAUAGUGCCGCCCCCACACCGGUGGCUCGCGUCUGUUACAGCAGCAACAGCAACAACAACAACAACAACAACAACAAAACACGAAAAAAGCAACACAACAUUUACUUAGUAGGACGAUAAUCUUAUGGCAAGCAAAAGGGUAGGGCAAUCGUGUUAGGGUUACUAUUACUAUUACCAUGGCAGCGACAAGGAGGGAACAAGAGAGGAGAGACAGGAUUCAUGCGUACAGUGACAACGCGGCGGCAGCAGCAGCUGCAGCAGUUGUUGUGUCUAUAACACACACACACACCUACCCACACAUACAUAUUUUGUAUACUUUUUUCUUCUUCUUUGGUUUCCACCACUUGCCUCGUCGCGCAACAUUGUGUGUGCAACACAUAUUGUCCGUUGGGCGAAGAAUUGCAUCCACGCGUUAAAUUUGAAUCCUGGUGUUGGGUCACGUGACCCCCAUCAUCGCCCCCCUUCCCUCCACCCCCACCCCGUUCGUCGGUGUGGGUUGGUGUUUAUUGUUACAUACUGUUUCAUGCAAACCAUUACCAUAAGUACACGCAAUUGAAGCUUAGCAACUUGCACUCUAGAUAGUGUUCAAGCAAAAGUGUAUAAUCUUUCCCAUUAAAAGUUUUGAAAUAGCACACACACACACACACACAAUUUUUAGUGUGCGUUUGUGUGUGUGAGAAGAUUUUUUUUUUUUUGGUUCUUUUCAAUGACAAGCAAAGGUGUGAUUGGCAUUAUUGAUCACGAUAAAUGGAUUUUUUUUUGCUGCUGCAAGCGCUGGAAAAAAGGAUUGGGGAGCAGAAUUACGAAAUAAUAACGAUGAGCAGUUUUAUCCUGCAAAAAAAAACUUUAUUGUAUGCGCGUGUGUGUGUAUGUGUGACCGAGAGAGAGAGAGAGAGAGAAAGGUAAUGGCAGAAGUAUAAAGGAGUAAAUGGUAGUAAUGGUAAGGCGAUAUCAGUCUAGCAGGUAGAAAUUGGUGACCAGAAAACGCGUAUAUGAUGGCGUUUUUGUUUUUUGGUUCCAUCUUUCUUUUCUAUAUUAUUUCCCUCCCUCUCUUUCCUUUUUUUUUUUUUUUGGCGAUGAUCCGUCCCGUGGAUCAGUAUUGGUGUGUGCGUGCGCGCAACCACCCCGGGGUUUAUUAGGGAGCGCGGAGAAGACGUGGCGGUGUGACACACAGUUGGGCACUGGUGCACUGGGGCGGCAAGGCCAACAGCAGCAGGUGUAACGGCUUUGGGAAACCACCAGCGCAGCAGCAAGUCGGAAUCCGCCACGCUAGUGGACGUGUGGACAAAUGAAUAUAUAUAUUUAGUUACGAGGCAAAAGUAGGCAUUGUUUAUUAUACAGCAAACAACAACAGCAAACCAGAUGAAAGUUAAAGCAGCAAACUCUACAACACAUACAUACCCACACACACAAAACACAUUAUAUCGUUAGGGAUCGUUAGGGGGUUGGUAUUAAUCGGGGAAGUAGUGAGAGCAGCGCAGCGCGUGUGAGAACGAAAAGGAAGCACGGGGAGGGGGGGUAUCUUUUAUCCCAGCCGAGAAGAGGGGGUGUGGCGUGUGUUGCGUUAUUCGGAUUUUAGGCAUUGGUUCAAAUCUAUAUAUAAAAAAAGUAUUUCCCUUCUUAUAUCAUCCCGCCCCCGUUCUUCCAUUUUUUUUUUGGCCGGUAGCGCGCUUCUUUUCGAUUUCCGGUACGACAGUGUCCUCUUUAAUAUAUCUAUGUUAUGAUUAGUA
This is a messenger RNA of Anopheles coluzzii, 4787 nucleotides long. RefSeq names its product moesin/ezrin/radixin homolog 1 (gene Moe). The coding region runs from base 755 to 2506 and encodes 583 amino acids. Gene Ontology annotation, cellular component: microvillus; cytoskeleton; plasma membrane. NCBI's taxonomy places the organism in Eukaryota, Metazoa, Arthropoda, Insecta, Diptera, Culicidae. Gene Ontology annotation, molecular function: actin binding; cell adhesion molecule binding. The transcript is spliced from 8 exons. The record is from RefSeq and is a predicted model, not a curated record. Gene Ontology annotation, biological process: positive regulation of protein localization to early endosome; regulation of cell shape; regulation of organelle assembly.